AUCUUGAACUGAAUGAAAAAGUGAAGUUUCUUAUAUCAUUUUCUUCAACCAUGUACCUACAAAGAGGACAAGUAGCACUACAGCAUUUUUGACUUUAGGCAACGGAAAAAUAGGCAACAACUGAAUAACCGCGCCUAAAGGAUAUUAGCCAAAAGAAUGCAGCUAAUAGGAGGAAGCAAAAGUUUAUGCAUCGCGUAGGACCGACAAGUUUUGCUAGAAUUCGUGCAGAAAUGCGGGAAAAUAAGGAUGGACAAGAAGUCACUCAAGCUGAGAUGUUUAUUGAAACUCGAAAAAGUCGCAAGGGAAAACAAGUGGAUGAGGAAACUCAAUUUGCGAUUGAUAAACUUCAAGAAUCUAUUGAAAAUUCAAUUGAAGCUGGAACACAAACAUUUCAAUCACUGUUUGGAAAAGAAAAGCCUGGUAGAGUGAGAUGUUAUGGAAGAACAGUGACACCAUCAUUGUUGAAAAAAAAUGAAGAAAUUUCUUUAAUGAAAAAGCAAUAUGAUGGUAAAAUUUCUGACAUGGCACAAAAGAUGGGAGCAAUGGAGACACUUUUGAAAAGCAUGUAUAUGCAACAAAAUCCACAUUUAACUGAAGAGGAAGUAGAUGAAAAGAUGAGAGAAGUUUUGCACAAUGAUAAUAUUCCAACACCACACUCAUCGACAUCAACAUAUGCUCCUGUUCAUCAAAAGGUUACAAAUGAUGAUGAUCCUCAAGAUGAACAAGAGGAAGAUCUCCUUGAUGAUGAAGAUCUCCUUGAUGAUGAAGAUCUCCUAGAUGAUGAAGAUCUCCUAGAUGACGAAGAUCUCCAAGAUGAUGACGAUCUUCAAUAUGAUCAAGAUGACGAUUUUCAAUAUGAUCAAGAUGACGCAAUAUGAUGAAGACCGUCAUUGAUUCAAACAUGGAUAAUUAUUUUUUGUUUUAUGGAGUUACAUAAGCCAACUAAUUAGUUUAUUACAUUUCAAGGAGUUUGGAUUUAUUUUGAAAAUAUUUAUUUUAACAUUUCUAAGAGUGUAUUACACUUCAUCUUAUGAA
Molecule: messenger RNA, 1035 nt
Organism: Vicia villosa (hairy vetch)
Lineage: Eukaryota; Viridiplantae; Streptophyta; Magnoliopsida; Fabales; Fabaceae
Exons: 5
Coding region: 186-878 (230 amino acids)
Source: RefSeq, a predicted model, not a curated record